UUUAUUGGAGAUAGAUUAAAAUCUUCAAGGGAUACUUGCAUCAACUUUAUAGCCAUUAUAUCGCCAUCAUUUAUUUUACCCGUUUCAUCUGUAACGUGUUCAGGCAAUCCUGACCAAGCCACUUUUACAGUAGAGAGUAUUGAUAGCUCUGAAGCAGGAAACAGCUGUAAUGACAAUAUGGUACUUGUGAACAGUCAAUACUGUGUGAGAUGUCCACAAGGAAGUUUUUUUAAUAAAAACUUUUGUGUAAAGUGUCCUGACGGACAUUAUCAAGAUUUAAUUGCGCAGACGUCUUGUAAAUCAUGCGGUGAAAAUUCUGUUUCAACCGAUGAUAGAACAACUUGCACAGCAAAAUGCCCACCUGGUUUUACAUCAUUGGAUGGAAUGACAGACUGUAAGCCAUGUGGUAGAAACAAGUAUUGGGUAAAUGCAACUACCUGUGAAGAUUGUCCCGCUGGUUAUAAAACAGACGUGAUGAAUGGUGUUCCUGAUAUAGAAGGCUGUAAAGCUCCUUGUCCAGCUGGAAAGUACUCUUUGACUGGACAUGAACCAUGCGAAGAGUGUCCUUUUCAUUACUACCAAGAUGAUGUGGCUCAAACAACUUGUAAAGAAUGUGGUGAAAGAGAAAAAACUGAAAGUACGGGCCGUAACAGUUCAAGUUACUGUGUCACCAUAGCCUCUUCAGAAUGCAGUAACUUAAUGUGGAUGGGAUGUAAUGAUGGGAAGUGUGAAAUUCAAAAUCACGAAGCUGUUUGUGUUUGCAACGAAGGUUACACUGGUGCAUUCUGUGAGACUCUUGUUGACGUAUGUCAAUCCAGCCCUUGCUUUAAUGGAGGAACAUGUAUGCAGAAUGGACACAAAUUUAACUGCACAUGUCGAUCAAGCAAAGUUUCUGAAUUGCAAAAACUGACAGGAAAUUAUGUUGUUGAAGAUGAACACUUUGAAAGAUUAACCAAAAAAUCUGUUGAGGACUGUGAAAGUGAAUGUUUGAAUGAUGAAAAGUGCCAGGCCAUGUAUUAUUCCAUCGGGUUCUGCUUUAUAGUGUACAAGGACGUCCCUCCUAUACCAUACGCUGGCGUAGCUUUGUACUAUAAGAAAGUACUCAGACACGUUUUUGAGAUCCUGCAGGUACUAAAUUUUUAUAAAAGAAAGCUACCUGAGAAGUUUGAGAUGUCUCACCCGAAGUAG
Magallana angulata is the source of this 1188-nucleotide messenger RNA. RefSeq names its product sushi, von Willebrand factor type A, EGF and pentraxin domain-containing protein 1-like. Lineage: Eukaryota; Metazoa; Mollusca; Bivalvia; Ostreida; Ostreidae. The record is from RefSeq and is a predicted model, not a curated record. The transcript has 8 exons. Gene Ontology annotation, biological process: signal transduction. Gene Ontology annotation, cellular component: cell surface. The coding region runs from base 178 to 1188 and encodes 336 amino acids.